GUCAGCGUCACGUAGUGUGUUCUAGGACUCAUUUCGUGGUAUCAAGCUGAGUGAAGACCUUUUAGCACAAUUUUCUGUUCUGUUCCUUUAUAUAUUAAUUUAUGUUCUUUUUGUGCUAAUAAAUUCUUUUUCUUCUGAAAUUAACCAUACUCGAUUUUGCUCAAGCUGCAGAAAUGCAUUGUACGUAGAGUCUGCACCUUUUUUGCUUGUUACUUGCUCUGUAUAGAGGUAAGUGCACAUACACAAGACCUAAUUGGUACAUACUCCAAUAUAUUCAUCUCAUAGUUUGUUCUCGCUGCGUUAUUCCUUUCUCUGCCCCCAAUUUGUGAUAUAUUAUAAAAGUUACGAUGCGAGAGAAAACGGUAACACCACGAAAUUAGUUUUAGAUUUUAACAACCUAAUUUUACUAUCGCGCUCGUCUUGGUGGGGCAUUACCGUGCCCCCAGAUAUUAUAGACCGCGGCCCAGGAGCAUAUUUCGUCAGUCAUCGCCUCCCGGCUGAUAAUUUGUCAGAUGAUAGUUUAGAUGCUGUUUUAAACCAAAAAAAUCGUCAGCCGGUUCUAUCGCGGUGGAAUGACCGUCAGCUAUAAAAUGAACAUGUAAAAAAUAUGCGCCUUACCACACGUGCGGCAAAGUAUGCGUAAUGUGUAAAUUGCGUAAUCCGUUGAUGGCUUUUCAGGCGUUUACGCCUGAUGAAAUGCUACAUGCAAAGUUUUAUGAUUUGUUAUUGCUGGCAUAAAAGAUAUAGCGCUUAUUUUUUACAUGUUCAUGCGACCAGCUGAUGUUCAUACCACCGCGAUAUAACCGGCUGACGAAUUUUUUUUUAAAUAAUAACAGCAUCUGAACUAUCGUUUGACAAAAGGAUUAAACGGGAGGCGAUGACAAUUUUUUUUGUUUUAUGUGUUUCGGUGGUUGCCAUUCCUCAACCCACCAACGGAGCGGCAGCUGACGUCCACCAGGAUUCAUCAUACCUAGCCGUUAACCACUACACGAGUUUUCAGCCGGGAGGCGAUUGGUAAUGAAAAUUGUUCCUGGCUCUCGGUCUAUUAUGAGUGGUCAACAUUUUAUGGCCGUAAUUUUUAUUUUUAUAUGACACCUGUUAGUCUGUUCGGAAAGAGAAGAGUCGUGGAAUGUAUUGGGCCCAACAGGGCACAUACUUUAUCAUUAUACUACUCUCUGCUGUUACCUCAUCGUGUGAAGAGCGCCUAAGAUGAGAUACCUGUUUGCGGUUAAGAUUCGUAAAAAUGUCUCAACCUAAAUGACAACUUGUUUGACGUUUGUUGACAACUUGACAUGUUGAUGGUAUGAUUGUGAGUUUAUAAUUCCAAUUCAAUACGUAAUAAUCUGUUAUAUCAUACUCCAGAGUCCAGGCUUCGUCAAAAGUUAACUUUUAGUUCACUACAUAUAAACGGUUAUAAUGGGUGACACAAGAAAAAAGAAGAAGUUCUACUUUCGGAAGCGUAGGAACAAAUAUUUCUUACAGCCCGGCUUUCGCGGCUUUUUUUGCACGUGUAACUACAGGGAGAAAGACUGCGUGAAAGAAGUUUACAAUCUGUUGAAUGAGUAUACAGAGAAGGUGUAUCCAGAUUUGGGAAGUGAAAAGUCACAGCCGGCGGCAGGCGCGGCGGAGGACCGCUCCGGCAGUGAAUCUGAAGAAGAGACUGAUAUCGGCGAUGCGCUAAAACGAGAAGUAGAAUCUAUGAAAGUGGACUCGCAAAAGUCGCUCAGGCACAAACGCUUCCAGGUCGUGGAGACCGGCGCAUCGAACUGCAUUUUCAUUAAAACUAAUCUGCCUAGUCCAGAAGAAUUGACCAUCGCCAUAAUCAAAGACUUGUCGGAAACAAAAGUGCAAAAAACCCGGCAUGUCCUGCGCUUACUUCCCAUCAUGGCGACUUGCAAAGCAAACCUGCCUGACAUCAUGGAGUGUGCUGGGAAACUGUUUGACAAAUAUUUUCUGAAAGAGUCUUCAACAUUUGCUGUGAUUUUUAAUAAACGCUUUAACAGUAGUGUGUCCCGCGACUUGGUCAUAAAGGAGCUUGCGGAGAUGAUAACGCUAAAGAAUGGUGAUAACAAGGCUGAUUUGAAGAAUCCUAGGCUCUGUGUGAUUGUUGAAAUUAUAAAAGGAAUCUGCUUGUUGAGCAUUGUGGAGGAUUAUUAUAACUUUAAGAAAUAUAAUUUACAUGAAUUAUGUAAGGAGGAAAAUAAUGAUGGCGAAGCAACACAGGCCAAGAGAAUGAAGGCUAAUUCAAUUUCAGAAACUAAAGAUCCAGAGGAUCCUUAAUAAUCUAUAGUUAUAAUAUGUAAGGAAUACAUAUAUUUAAUAUAAUAUUGUUAUGUAAAUGCUUCUAUGUAACCCACUAUACCAAAAUGUGUCUAUACUCUUUUCAAAAUGUGAACAACUUUGAUAAAUAUAAAUGGUCAACUAUGAA
Messenger RNA from Cydia pomonella (codling moth), 2428 nucleotides. RefSeq names its product THUMP domain-containing protein 1 homolog. The coding region runs from base 1417 to 2280 and encodes 287 amino acids. Gene Ontology annotation, molecular function: RNA binding. Gene Ontology annotation, biological process: tRNA modification. The record is from RefSeq and is a predicted model, not a curated record. NCBI's taxonomy places the organism in Eukaryota, Metazoa, Arthropoda, Insecta, Lepidoptera, Tortricidae. The transcript has a single exon.